UCUCAGCCAAUCGGGGACUUGCUGCACAGACCGACCGACCCGGGAGAUCCCAAAGGAUCUUGACACUUCAAAGCGAACUGGAGCUUAGAGAGGGGGAGUCAAGGGGCAGCUUUUAAAGGGGAAGCGACCCUGGUCGAUGCGGGAAACGGGAUCCAGGCGGGCGAAGCUAUGAAGUCCGGAGUUGAUCCCUGGAGGAGAUCCCACCUCCGGCAUAGGCGACCCUGGGCACGGGGGAAUCUCCGUUUCUGGGCUCUGCUGUCUUUGGGCCUCUGCUGCGGGAAGGUGACUGGGAUGGCAACACCUGAUCAGGUGAAACCAAUCAUCACCAUGGAGCAGUUACUGUGGGUGAGCGGCGGCGUGAUCGGGGAGGUGAACACGUUCAGGAUACCCCUCAUCGCAGCGACGCCUCGGGGCACCCUUCUGGCCUUUUCUGAGGCCCGGAAGCACUCUGCCUAUGACACCGGAGCUAAAUUUAUCGCCCUCCGCAGAUCGCAAGACAAAGGGGCCACGUGGAGCCCUACGUCGUUCAUAGUUGAUGAUGGUUCCCUGGUGGACGGUCUCAACCUUGGGGCUGUGGUGGUUGACUCAGAAGAAGACAUUGUGUUCCUGAUCUACACGCUCUGUGCCCACUACAUCCACUGCCCUGUCUCGAGCACCAUGAUCAUUCGCAGCCGUGACGAUGGGGUCACGUGGAGCGUUCCCAGGAACCUCUCUGAGGAGAUUGGCACGACCAUGUUUGCCCCGGGGCCAGGCUACGGCAUCCAAAAACGUCACGAGCCCAAGAAGGGCCGCUUGAUUGUCUGUGGCCACGGGACGAUAUCCCGGGACGGGAUCUCCUGUCUCCUUAGUGACGACCACGGCUCGACAUGGCAGUACGGGCGGCAGCCCCUGCAUGGGAUCCCUUUUGGUGGAAUCAAACUUCCCAGUGACUUCAAUCCUGAUGAAUGCCAGCCCUACGAGUUGCCAGAUGGAUCUGUGGUGAUCAAUGCCCGCAACCAGAACUUCUACCACUGCAGUUGCCGGAUUGUGGUGCACAGCUAUGAUGCCUGUGACACCCUUCCGCUGGAGAACGUGACCUUUGACCAGACGUUGGUGGACCCGGCUGUGGCUGCGGGGGCCCUCGUCAAAUCCGGCCUUGUCUUCUUCACCAACCCGGCCCACGAGAAAGAAAGGGUUAACAUGACACUGCGCUGGAGUUUCACCAAUGGCUCAUCGUGGUGGAAAGAGGCCUUGCAGAUCUGGGGGCCCGGCAUGUGGUUACUCCCUCCAUGGCCAGUUAGAAGCGGGGCGGACACCGGCUUGGCCGCCCACAGCGUCUUCGUCAUUUACGAGAAGGGCCGGGUCGAGAGCACCGAAAGCAUCUCUGUGGCCAAGAUCAGCAUCAACGGGAAGCUGUGACCGCACGGGGUAUCCUCCACCAGAUCCUCUUUCCCAUGUGCCUUUUCCACUCCUGACCCUCGGCAGGGCUAGGACAGAAGGGAAUCUGAACUGGAAGUAGGGGAGAGCCCCGCCCCCCCCAGUUCGAUGGGGAUUCUCUGACCAGGGCUGUAGGGAGGGUGAAAAAGACAUUGGCAGCUCGUGAGACCACCACCAGCAGCAGGGGGAGAAGCCAAAGGGGCUCGCGAGUCUGUCCUCCGGUGGUGCCCUCUGUUCUCUGUGGUCCUCCCUGUAGCGACGUCACGACGCUAGCCUUUCCCUCGCCCCUCCCCCAUGAUACCGAGGCGGCCAGUCUACCUCAGAAUCUCUCCUGACUUUAGAUGCUGCUAUUGAGUUUUUGGGUAGAGGGGCAGAAGCGAAGGGUGGGGCAAACGAGAGAUAAGAGGAAGACAAUCCGACGACCAGGAGCAAAUAGCUGUUCAGCCUGGAUUUGCUUAUCAUAGGUAGAAUCAAAACAGCAAGAACUCUGUGAAGAUUUGUAAUGAAUAAACUGAUUACGCACUUUUA
Molecule: messenger RNA, 1944 nt
Organism: Sphaerodactylus townsendi
Lineage: Eukaryota; Metazoa; Chordata; Lepidosauria; Squamata; Sphaerodactylidae
Gene: NEU1
Product: neuraminidase 1
Exons: 6
Coding region: 169-1398 (409 amino acids)
Biological process (GO): ganglioside catabolic process; oligosaccharide catabolic process
Cellular component (GO): lysosome; cytoplasm; membrane
Molecular function (GO): exo-alpha-sialidase activity
Source: RefSeq, a predicted model, not a curated record